AUGACCUUUGAACCGAAAAUCCAAACCCCUCUCACCAAAAUCCUGGGCAUCCCGCACCCGGUUAUGCUGGCGGGCAUGGGCGUGUCGGCUGGGCCACCUUUAGCAGCUGCAGUCACAAAUGCAGGCGGCAUCGGUGUGCUCGGUGGAUUCAGCGCGACGCCCGAUCGACUGCGCGAACUUAUCCAUGAGCUCAAGGAGUUGCUCGUUGAUAAGAAUGCGCCGUUUGGAGUUGAUUUGCUGAUCCCCAAGAUUGGCGGUGGUGCGCGAAAGACGAACUACGACUACAUGAACGGCCAACUCGACGCGCUGAUAACCGUGUGCAUUGAAGAAAAAGCGAAAGUGUUUGUCUCGGCAAUUGGGAUUCCACCCAAACACGUCAUCGACCGUUUACACGCGAACGGAAUUCUCUACAUGAACAUGAUCGGGCACCCGAAGCACGUCGCUAAAUGCGUUGAGGCGGGCGUUGAUAUCCUCGGCGCGCAGGGUUCCGAGGGCGGAGGGCAUACGGGGAAUAUACCGACGGGUAUUCUAGUUACUAGCGUUGCCAAGUUAGUGCGCGGGGUGAAGAGUAAGUUUACUGGUGUGGAUGUGCAGGUUGUGGCCGCUGGGGGGAUUGUUCAUGGGGAGAAUCUGGCGGCGGCGAUUAUGAUGGGUGCAUCUGGGGUCUGGAUGGGCACCAGGUUCCUUUUAGCUAAGGAGGCCACGGUUGCCAGCGCGUUUCAGGAGGCGGUGCGCACCGCGGGGUAUGAUGAUACCAUUCGGACGGUUAUUUAUUCGGGUCGACCACUCAGGAUUAAGAAGACAGCCUAUGUGCUUAACUGGGAGGAGAACCGCCAGGCUGAGAUCAAGGAACUCACUGGACGGGGUAUCUUACCUGUGGCACACGAUGCUGAGCAACAUCCUGAAGAUGACGAGAUCCUUGACAACAUAGUCCCAUAUCUAAUGGGCGUUGCCGCUGCGCAGAUUGACUCGGUGAUGCCUGCUCGAGAUAUUGUAAACGAGGUGGUCAAUGAGGCAGCCGCAAGGCUGAUUGCGGGCACUCAAGCUCUGGUUACGAAGCCGAAGCUCUAG
Aspergillus oryzae RIB40 is the source of this 1071-nucleotide messenger RNA. RefSeq names its product NAD(P)H-dependent flavin oxidoreductase. Gene Ontology annotation, molecular function: nitronate monooxygenase activity. The record is from RefSeq and is a predicted model, not a curated record. Lineage: Eukaryota; Fungi; Ascomycota; Eurotiomycetes; Eurotiales; Aspergillaceae. The transcript has 3 exons. The coding region runs from base 1 to 1071 and encodes 356 amino acids.